AUGGAGGAAACGAAGGAGAGAAAGAUUGUAGUAGCAGUGGACGAAAGCGAAGAGAGCAUGGAAGCUCUUUCGUGGAGUCUUGACAAUCUUUUUCCAUAUGGUUCCAAUAAUACUCUCAUCCUCCUCUACGUCAAGCCUCCUCUUCCCGUUUACUCUUCCAUUGAUGCCGCUGGGUUUAUAGUGACCGGAGAUCCGGUUGCAGCCUUAAAGAAAUAUGAACACGAGCUCGUGGAAUCUGUCAUGGCUCGAUCUCGAACCGUGUACCAAGACUUUGAAUCCGAUAUAAAUAUAGAGAGAAGAGUAGGGAGAGGAGAUGCUAAGGAAGUAAUAUGCAACGCAGUUCAGAAACUUGGAGCUGAUAUGUUAGUAAUUGGCACACAUGACUAUGGCUUCUUCAAAAGGGCUUUACUAGGCAGUGUGAGCGAGUAUUGCGCCAAACGAGUCAAGUGUCCUGUGAUUAUCGUGAAGAAAGCAAUCUCAAAUUAG
This is a messenger RNA of Microthlaspi erraticum, 486 nucleotides long. The record is from the annotation of a GenBank genome assembly. Lineage: Eukaryota; Viridiplantae; Streptophyta; Magnoliopsida; Brassicales; Brassicaceae.